This is a messenger RNA of Lolium rigidum, 1275 nucleotides long. RefSeq names its product probable uridine nucleosidase 2. Gene Ontology annotation, molecular function: purine nucleosidase activity. Lineage: Eukaryota; Viridiplantae; Streptophyta; Magnoliopsida; Poales; Poaceae. Gene Ontology annotation, biological process: purine nucleoside catabolic process. The record is from RefSeq and is a predicted model, not a curated record. Gene Ontology annotation, cellular component: cytosol. The transcript is spliced from 7 exons. The coding region runs from base 121 to 1125 and encodes 334 amino acids.
CCUCCAGUUUACUUGUCCGAACAAACUCUCUGUCUAGGACAGAGGAAGAAGAACGACUUCCAGUGGCUGGGAGGAGCAACCGAGGAAGAAGAUAGAGAGGGAGGUUUAGAUCGCCGAUCGAUGGGGCAGCGAUCGAUGGAGGCGAACGGGCAUCAGAUCCAGCCCACGGCGGCGGAGAAGGAGAAGGUCAUUAUCGACACCGAUCCGGGCAUAGAUGACAGCGUGGCCAUCAUGAUGGCGUUCCAGGCACCGGGCGUCGAGGUCAUAGGUCUCACCACCAUCUUCGGCAACUGCACCACUGCCUAUGCCACCCGCAACGCCUUGAUACUGUGUGAGAAGGCAGGACGUUCUGACGUCCCGGUAGCAGAGGGCAGCGCUGAGCCUCUCAAGGGAGGGAAGCCGCAAGUCGCCGACUUUGUUCACGGGUCUGACGGCAUCGGGAACAUACCUGUCCCUGAUCCCACCACCAAGAAAGUAGAGCAAACCGCCGCGGAGUUACUGGUCGACAAGGUGUCGCGGUUCCCAGGAGAGGUCUCAGUGCUCGCCUUGGGCCCUCUCACGAAUGUUGCCUUGGCCAUCAAGAUGGACCCCUCAUUCGUGAGCAAGGUGAAGAAGAUCGUUGUACUAGGUGGAGCUUUCUUCGCCGCAGGGAAUGCCACCCCUUCAGCCGAAGCAAAUAUCCACAGCGACCCGGAAGCGGCGGACAUCGUGUUCACCUCCGGGGCCGACAUCGUCGUGGUUGGCCUCAACAUCACCACCCAGGUGAGCUUCACCGUGGAUGAUCUUGCGGAGCUGAGGAACUCUAAGGGGAAGCACGCGCAGUUCCUGUGCGACAUCUGCAAGUUCUACAGCGACUGGCACUUCAAGUCGUACGGCGACCCGGCCGUGUUCCUGCACGACCCGGUGAGCUUCGCGGCGCUGAUGCGGCCGGAGCUGUUCACGUUCCGGAAGGGCGUGGUGCGGGUGGAGACUCAGGGCAUCUGCCGGGGGCACACCUCCAUGGACAUGGGCCUCAAGAAGUUUAAUACGGAGAAUGCGUGGUCGGGGUACACGCCCAUCUCGGUGGCCUGGACGGUCGACAAGGCCAAGGUCGUCUCCUUCGUCAAGGACCUCCUCACUGUCUAAGCAGCAAUGACCAAAUGAUCUCAGCACUGAUCUGAUUUGCUGAUAUUUGCAAACUCAGAUGAUUCGAAAUGUAAAAACUGAUCGAUCCAUAUGUACUCUAUUCGAGGCACUGCAAGCAUACACGAAGGCACAUUGUCUCGUGACACUCCA